GGAGUCACCGAUGGCUGUACACCGUAUCCUUAGUCCAGACUGUGCCUUCUUAGCGAGACACACACCGGCACAUUUGACAGCUCGAACAACCGGGAGAAUCACGAACAGGUGCCCCCACUAAUGUUCGGAGACGUCUACUAAUGGGCUCACCGACGUCGACGGAGGAUACAGCUGAUGUCACAACAGUUGGAACCCAGGAACAAAGUAUUUUGGCCGUGUAUGACCGCUACAAUACUCCCAGAACACCUGAGAAUUCUGACAAUGAGACUGAUGGUGACGGACAGAGUGGGUCCAUGUUGUUUGAGAGUCACAGACUUCUCACCUUCCCCAGCCCCACCCACCCACGUGCUGAGGAGUGGGCAGGGUCGGGAUUUGUGUACGAGAGGGAGGAGGGUGGUGUUAGGUGUGUGUUCUGUGAGCUGCAGGUGACAUAUAACGAAGGUGAACCUGCAACACUUCACCGGGAAAAGUCCAAAAAUUGUCCUCUGGUGAAGUGCCUGGACAUUGGGAACAUUCCACGAGACUUAGAGAAUAAGAUUAGAUCACAACAUCUGGAACAGUCUUGUGACAACACCUGUGUGAGUGGUGACCCCAUGUUUAAACAUCCUCAGUUUGAGGAAACACAAGACAGACUGGAGACAUUCAAGUAUUGGUCUAAACAAAUCAGACCCACAGCAGAUCACCUUUGCAAUGCAGGGUUUUAUUUCACUGGAUACACAGAUAGGGUUGUGUGUUUCGCCUGUGGGUGCAGCCUAAGGAAUUGGGACCCAGAGGCCGACCCCUGGGUACAGCAUGCCAAGCAUGCCCCUCUCUGUGUGUAUGUCAAGCAGCACAAGGGAGACAACUUUAUCAUGGACGCUCAGGAGGCUGAGAUUCUGACAGAGACUGACACAGUUGAAGACCAGGGCAGCCUCUCUGACACCCCCGCCUUGCAGUCCCCGCUGCGCCCCAGUCUGGACAUGGCGGCCAUCAAGGCAGCUCUGGCAUGUCAGUAUGACAUUCAGCAAAUCCGUCAAGCCGUUCUCAAAUUCUUUAUCUUGUCCCGUGGGUUCUACCCUAACGAUGCACUCCUCCUCGGCACACUGCGAGCAUCCGAUGCCAAUUUCUCCCAGCUACAGAAACAAAGGGAGACAAUAUACACAAAUUACAUGAGUCUCAUCAGACAGAGUGAGACCCUCCAGCAGAAGAACCAGGAGAUAGCAAGGAAUAAAGAGGACAUAGAGCGGACCCAGGAGGAGUACCACACAGAGCUGAGUCGGGAGCAGGCACAGAGGCGGUGUGAGGUGCGGGACCUCAAGGAGCACAACAGGGACCUCAAGGAGCACAACAGGACACUGACAGACAGGCUGCAGGGCCAGGCCCAGGUCAUCCAGAGACAGGUCCAGGUGGUGCAGGACAAGGACCAUCACCUGGGACAUCAGGGAGAGGAGCUAGACAGGAAACAGAGGGCACUGGACAGUCUGGCUGAGGAGAACAGGAGGAAGGAUGAGGAGAACAGGAGGCAGGCCGAGGAGAUGAUGAGGCAGGCCGAGGAGAACAGGAGGCAGGCCGAGGAGCUGGAGAGACUCAGGCAUCUUCUGCAAGCUAACAACAUUGAGAACAACGGGCCAGUCAACAACAACGCUGUCGCCCCUGUUGCCCCUGCCGACCCUGUUGUACCAGCAACCCCUGCUGUCCCUAUCGACCGUCGCUGUAAGGUGUGUCUGGGUGAGGAGGCCCAGUGUCUGUUCCGCCCAUGCCGACACGUGUGCUGUGGGACUCAGUGUGCCCCUCGCUUCAUCGGGAACAGGUGCCCCAUCUGCCGGGACAAAGUCAGAGACUGGGAGAUUGUCUUUGUGGCCUAGGAUAGAGAAACAGGGUUUUGUUGUAUCAUUUGCUGAUCACAAGUAUAUUUUCACAAGGAAAUAUUCCCCAUACUUUUCAUAUAUAUAUAUAUAUAUACAUUAUAUAUUCCCUUUCUGAAAACUCUUCAAAAUGAUGAUAUAAGAACAAUAUUUUUCUCAAGUUGAAUUGAAUGUGAAGUUGCAUAUAUUCUCCUCCAUCUCAUUACAUAAUCAUAUGCUGAGAAUUAUUUGAUAUAACCAACACAGAUACCUCUUCUGAGGGACAUGCUGGUCAUGCUGUUUAGGUUUCACAAACAUUAAAUGUUUACUUCUACAGCUAUAAUUCUCAAUACUGUCAGGAACUAUGUUAGAUCGAGGUGUGUCUCCUCCUACUGCAUGGACAUACACACAUAUGGCAGGGGUGCAGCUCCUAACUGGGGGCAAUUAGGGUUCUAGGAAUUAGUUUUUAGUCAGAUAGGCACCUGUAUAUACCUGAAUGUAUAUUAAGGCUGUAUGUAUUCCAUCUGUAUCUGUCUGUGUUCUAUUUAUAUCCAUGUCUGUCUCUGUCAAGCUGCUGGCAGCUAUACCUGUUAUUCUGUCCUGGUGGAUAAUCUCUUAUACCACCCUCUGUCUUUAUAGAUAUAUUUUACACAUGAAAUAUACUUUUAGAAGUUGAAGAUUUUUAUUUAUUUUUCAUGUUGUUCAUAAUUGUUGUACAUAAGACAUAGUAAGGGGCAUGCCACUUUGUCUGUGGACUCUCAUAUUCCAUAUUACCCAGAAUGUACUCUUCAAUCUGACAACAUUGUCUGUUUCUCUUUAUCAGCUUGCCAUUCUCAUUCUUGAUAUUAUACAAGUUCUAGUUAAUAUGAUGUUUGAGAUGAAUUUUGUUUUAUGAUUGUAAAUAGCACUUGGUGUACAGAAGAGGGUAUGCAUUUUCAUCAUCAAUCAUACCAUAGAUAUAGUAACUGGACAGUUUUCUAUGAAUGUAUCCACAUACCCAUCUCACAGUUGAUG
Molecule: messenger RNA, 2837 nt
Organism: Haliotis rubra (blacklip abalone)
Lineage: Eukaryota; Metazoa; Mollusca; Gastropoda; Lepetellida; Haliotidae
Product: baculoviral IAP repeat-containing protein 7-like
Exons: 6
Coding region: 141-1844 (567 amino acids)
Cellular component (GO): cytoplasm; nucleus
Source: RefSeq, a predicted model, not a curated record